UGGAAAUAUUCUUGAUUCGCACCGAUGCGCGAUGAUGCAUAAUUAUUCAUGAUCGCAGACCGUUUCACAAACAAUCGAAGAUGAUUCAAAUGUAAGAUGUGACCAGAUUAGAUUCAGUCGCGCUCCCAUUCAGUUGCAGUCGGUCGGUUGCAAUGGAGAAGUCUAGGAAGAAGGAAGAACUUAGUCCGCUAUUGGACAGUGAUCAUCGGAAAAGUUUCAACGACAGUUGGAUUCACAAUGUUACCGUUGAGCCGGUUGCUUUUAUGCACAGCUUUGGAUGGAGCCUCUCUGAGAUCAUACUGACCAAUCAAAUAGUGUAUCAAACGUGUUUAGUGACGCUCGAUGGGCCUGAUGAGGAAUCGUGCUCUAUAAUGAAGCAGACCGGAGCUUCCGACAAUGAAACGCUGGCGAUCUAUCUUGAGCAGAAAGUGCAACCUUAUGCAGCUACCGUUACGAUGACCAUUGUGCUACUGACUUCAGUUGUUCCUGCUUUGGUGGCACUGUUUCUCGGACCGUGGUCGGAUAAGUUUGGCCGGAAGCCCGUGAUUGCGAUCGCUUCGACGGGCUACCUGAUUUCGGAGGUCCUAGUCGCUUGGGUGUGCUACAUGUCCUCCUACUACGUACUGUCUCCAUGGUGGUACGUUGUGGCCAACAUUCCGGUAUCACUCUCCGGUGGUUUUUCGGUGUUCAACGCUGGCAUUUUCAGCUACAUGAGUGACGUAACCCACUGGAGCAACCGAACCCUGCGUAUGGGAGCUUUGCAAGGAUGUACGAUGUUUGGUGUUCUUCUUGGAUUGCUGGCUAGCAGUUACAUGAUCGAUUGCGUUUCCGCGACUGUGAUGUUUUCGAUCUCGGCGGCAGCCAUGUUUGCCAGUAUUGUAUACUUGGCUGUGAUUACGAAAGAAACUAUCGCCACUGAAGGUACACUUUCCAGAAGAGACAAAAUCAAGGAGAUCUUCAAUAUCAAUCUAUUACUGGAAAUGUUCCAAACGUUUACUAAGUCGAGGCCAAAUUACGAACGAGCGAUCACGUGGCUUUUGAUAUCCGUUGGUGGUUUGGUGGAGUUCGCCGUUGCGGGACGUCAGCUAUUCUUCCUAUACACUAGAAGGCAAUUCGGAUGGGAUGCAGUAAACUACGGAUUUUGGUUAUCCGCUGAACUCGGACUCAUCAUGCUGGGGAACCUGUUUGGCAUUGGACUGCUGAAAAAAUGGUUUAAUAUUUCAGAUUUGAGUCUCUUGGCUUUAUCAACGAUGAAUCAACUUGGAGACUACCUCAUCAAAGGGUUCGCACAAGAAGGCUGGCAGUUGUACCUCACGACGUUGAUGACCCCGUUGAAGGGUGUAGACGGAGCGGCAAUAAGGUCCAUUCUAUCCAGCAUCCUUCCGAAAGAUGACAUUGGAAAAAGCUACUCCAUGGAUCUGUCGGUGAAGGCCAUUACACCUCUGAUAUCGGUUUUUCUGUUCACCUUCAUAUACAACAGAACCAUCGAUGAUGUACCUUCGACGUAUCUCUUUGUGACGUGUGGAAUCUUUGGAAUCAACCUUCUUCUGAUAGGAAUUUGUCGACAUUUACUAAAACGGAGGCAUAGAACAAAUUUGUGAUCUAGACAGUUUUGAUAUCAAAUAAAUAGUCAAAAUAAAACAAUUAGUUUCGUAAUGUUGACCCUUUACCAACAUUGCUGUUGAUAAAGCGCAAUAUAAUCAAUAAAGUUGGUAAUACCAAGCAGCAUUAUAAGGAGUGGAGAAACCUUAUUGAACGCUACCAUAGCUAUCAUAGGCUACCAUAGCCAUCCGAUAGCCAACUUUAAGCUGUUUCAACUGAUUCAACAAACCGAAUGCAAUGAAAUCUUGAUCAUUUAUGACUAAUAUAACGAACUAUUAAAAACUUUUGACUAAACUUUAAAUUCUUUAUACGAAAGAAAAUUAUAACGAUUAGAUUAUUUUUCUAAUAUAACACCAAUUUAUCCAAAACUUCAUUAUUAUUUUAAAAUUCGAGAUAGUAAUUAUAGUUCAUUAAAAUUCACUCUAAUUGACUUGAAUAUAUUUAUGUUUCGAAGGAAAGGAACCAAAUGGCUGGCAUUAAAUGGAAAAAGUAAUGGGAUGCAUAUGAAAAAUAGAUAAAUUUACCAAAAAAACAUGGAAUGAAUGAACUCGCUCAGUGAAUCAAAAUUCAACCAUCGCGCAACAAUAAUGACAAUGUCGCAACCUGUAUUUGUUGCGACAAACAAACCCAUGCGACAUAAGUUUGUCUCAACUUGAAAAUUAUGGGAUUAACAUCGAACACCACGAGUUUAGAGAUUUUCAAGCCUUGUAUUGCGAUUUUCGAACGGUAACUUCGAGUCGGUAAACACUGCAGCUCUGGUGAAGCUCUAUCAUCAAACAGUUUCGACUUUGGAUUAGCAAUAAUUGAUUAUUCACGAGUUGAAAAGUACGCAACAAAUUCAGCUUCCGUUUUGUCUGCAACAAAAAAAUUCGAGAUCAUGUCAUUAUCUGUUACCAGUAGGGAUAAAGAGUAAUCGUCGCACCACAGACAAACAGACGUAACACUCUUCAAAACGGCUUGGCGCAUACAUUUAACGAUCAAUUCAAAUUUCAUUUCAUUUGCGCGAUUCUUCCACCAGAGGUGCUAGUGUUCGAUCGCUUUGACGUUUGCCAGUGUACACGUUGCUGAAAGAUGCAAACGAACAUUGACCAAUCCAAAUUCCUGUGUGGUAGUGGUUUGUGUUCAGAUUUCCCGUGUUAAUCUAUCUGUAAGAACUUUGUAAACAUCUUUUGUUCUCACGUAUAUGGAUAGGCUUGCAUUAGGUUUCGUGAGACAUUUUUUGGACAACUCAAU
This is a messenger RNA of Aedes albopictus (Asian tiger mosquito), 2835 nucleotides long. Its product is annotated as probable peptidoglycan muropeptide transporter SLC46. Gene Ontology annotation, cellular component: membrane. Gene Ontology annotation, molecular function: transmembrane transporter activity. The transcript has 4 exons. Lineage: Eukaryota; Metazoa; Arthropoda; Insecta; Diptera; Culicidae. Gene Ontology annotation, biological process: transmembrane transport. The record is from RefSeq and is a predicted model, not a curated record. The coding region runs from base 153 to 1601 and encodes 482 amino acids.